AUGAAGAGCGUCAUCUUCGGGGCCACUUCGUCACCAUGCACGGCGAUAUACGUGAAGAACAAGAACGCCGAACUACAUAAAGAAGAGUUCCCGGAGGCGGCUGCAGCGGUGGUUGUCAAUCACUAUGUUGACGACUACCUCGCUAGCUUCGACACUGAAGAGCAAGCCGUACGAGUCUCAAGCGAGGUCGCCUACAUCCACAGCCGGGCGAACUACUAUCUUCAGCGCUGGGCAUCGAACUCGCGCCAUGUACGAGAAGAGUUCUCACAUAGAAAUGAAGAGAACAUGGUGCAACUCGACGCUGAGAAGAUACUGGGAAUGGUGUGGCGGCCUGAGGAAGACAGUCUCGGGUUCAACUUCAACGGGAACAAACUUCCGUUACACAUCAUACGAGGCGAACGCACCCCAACGAAGAGAGAAGCCCUCCGCGCCGUUAUGUCGCUGUUCGACCCAUUGGGCCUGGCCACACCCGUCACAAUACAAGCCAAGAAGAUAUUACAAGAAACGUGGCGCACGGGUAUCGGCUGGGACACCGAACUGCAAGAACGGGAAGCAGCAGCGUGGCGGAGCUGGAUAUCGCACGCACAGCAGUUACCCCACUUGGUAAUACCACGGUGUUACCCCGGUGUGGCGACGGCACAUACGACGGAGCUUCACACAUUCGUCGACGCGAGCUCAGAUGCAUACGCCUGUGUCGUAUACUGGCGGGCCGUAUGCGUGACCGGCGAGGUGCGUGUGUCACUCAUCGCAGCCAAGGGAAGAGUGGCCCCUUUGAACAAGGUCACCACUAUACCACGUCUGGAGCUGCAAGCGGCCGUACUAGGGAGCCGCCUGUCACGCACGGCUGUCGAAGAACACGAUCUGAAACCUGCCCGUCGUGUCUACUGGUCGGAUUCGCGUACCGUACUGUCUUGGUUACGCACCGGGCCGCGUGCAUUCAAGCCCUUCGUCGCUCACCGAGUCGCUGAAAUUAUGGAAGAUACGAAAACGAACGAGUGGAGAUGGGUGCCGACGGCCGACAACGUCGCGGAUGAUGCCACACGCGACGUACCACACCACUUCACUUCAACACACAGAUGGUUCCGGGGGCCGCAGUUUCUAUAUCGACCAGAAGAAGAGUGGUCUCAUGAAGACGAUUCCCACCAGACGGAAAAUACAAGCGAAGAGCGCGCCCACACAAUACAGCUACAACACCGGCGGGAGCCCCGAGCUACACACGGAGUCAUCAAGUUAGAAGACUUGGUGCUGGUGGCGGACGGCAACCUGCCUCGGAACUCCUGGCCGCGCGGCGUGGUGGUGGCUACGUAUCCGGGACCGGAUGGUGAAAUACGGGCGGUCGACGUACGCACUAACAAGGGGAUACUUCGGCGGCCUACGAAGAAAUUAGUAAUCCUGCCAAUCGAACAACGCGAACUCGAAUUAAAUACAGCUUAG
Molecule: messenger RNA, 1434 nt
Organism: Achroia grisella
Lineage: Eukaryota; Metazoa; Arthropoda; Insecta; Lepidoptera; Pyralidae
Exons: 1
Coding region: 1-1434 (477 amino acids)
Source: RefSeq, a predicted model, not a curated record